Nerophis lumbriciformis (worm pipefish) is the source of this 2661-nucleotide messenger RNA. The record is from RefSeq and is a predicted model, not a curated record. NCBI's taxonomy places the organism in Eukaryota, Metazoa, Chordata, Actinopteri, Syngnathiformes, Syngnathidae.
AUGAACUAUGUGGGUCAGCUGGCGGGCCAGGUGUUCGUGCAGGUCAAGGAGCUGUACAGAGGCCUCAACCCCGCCACGCUCUCCGGCUGCAUCGACGUGAUCGUGGUACGCCAGCCCAAUGGCUCCUUGCACUGCUCGCCCUUCCACGUGCGCUUCGGCAAAAUGGGCGUCCUCCGCUCACGGGAGAAAGUGGUGGACAUUGAGAUCAAUGGAGAACCAGUGAGUUUGCACAUGAAGUUGGGAGAGAAUGGAGAAGCCUUCUUUGUUAAAGAAGCUGAGAACACACUGGAAUUGGUCCCAGCCCACUUGGCGACGUCACCCAUCAUGUCGACAGGUCAGGAGCUGAUGGACUCCCACUUGAACAGGAGCAGCUCACGUCACCAUGACAACGUAAUAGGCAGUUCGCUUCCUGUCCAAAACAUCGGGCCACAGCAAGGCGACGGAGGGGCGAACAAGAAGAGGAGGAAAAGAAGGAGGAAGGCUCGGCCAGACGGUGGCGGAGGACGGAGGGACGAAAGCGGGGAGGAGUUUUCGGACGACGACAAUAUGUUUACGAUCGACUUGAGCUCCGAUGAGGAGAAAGAAGGAGAUAGUGUACGAACUCUAUACGGUGAUCAAGGAUCGGCAGCCAACUCAGAAUGGGCACAUCCACAGAGUCAUGUGAUUAAGGAGACUCUCUCCAUCCCUCCGUCCUGCGGUCUGUCUAUCUCCUGCCCUCAACAGACUUCUCACUUCUCCUCACACCUUAGCAACCCGGACGACUCUCUGUCUUCGACGCCGAAGAGCGAUUCUGAGCUGGCCAAUCGGGGUAAAGACAACCCUGAGAUGCUUUGGAGUUGGGGUGAGCUGCCAAAAGCGGCUCAGCCAUCCUUCCUGACUUCCCAUCAGAAGCAGGACAGUGCCACCUCAGUCUCCAUCCCAGUGUCUUCCAGCAAUCAAUUCAGAAGCAUCAAUGAAGCCGAACCCCCUUCCCAGCCUCUGUACACGUCUCAGCAAGGGGAGAGUCAUGCCAAUGCGGGUGUGUCCUGUACAGAGAUGGAAAAUUUAACCACAUGUCCAGUAGUUCCCAGCAUCCUCCAUGAUCACCUGGAGGAAGACAAGAACAGAGGGAGUCCCAUCAGAAGAACAGAUUCACCUUCCAAGAGGAAAGAGAAAAGAAGCCAGCAUCUUGGUGCAGAUGGGGUGUACUUGGAUGAUAUUACAGAGCUGGAGCCUGAGGUUGCUGCUUUAUAUUUUCCUAAAAGUGAAGGAGCCGGCAGCUCGAUGAAGGUAGAUUCGGAAAUGAGUGUUCGGAGUGGAAAUCAGUCCCCGCAGUCCGUGGGCAGCUGUGGGAUGGACAGCGGAGUGGACAGUCUUUUGGACCACAUAGGGGACCUUCCUCACGUCGCCAUUUCACUUUGCGGCGGACUCUCCGACAACAAGGAGAUCACACAAGAACACUUCAUGGAGAGGGCCGUUUCCUACCAGCAGUUCUCUGAAAACCCCUCGCUUAUCGAUGACCCCAACCUGGUGGUGAAGAUUGGUAACAAGUACUACAAUUGGAGUACGGCGGCUCCGGUUAUGUUGGCCAUGCAAGUCUACCAGAAGCCACUGCCACAGGCCUCCGUGGAGAACAUCAUGAAGGACAAGAUGCCCAAAAAGGGAGGGCGCUGGUGGUUUUCCUGGAGGAGCAGGAACAGUGACUCUAAAUCGGAACCUGUGUCAGAAGCUGCAGGGGACCGAGGAGAUAUUACAAUGGAGACAGCUACCAGAAUGAAAGAUGAGUCGUCCUCCAGCGACGAAGACCACAGACCCCAGACCUGCCAGUCCGACACACUCCUUGGUUCUGGCAACAUUUGUUACAAGAAGACUCUUCGACUCACUUCAGAGCAGCUGGUCAGCCUGCAGCUGAAAGAGGGUCCGAAUGAGGUGGUGUUCAGCGUGACAACACAAUAUCAAGGAACGUGUCGCUGCCAUGGCACUAUUUAUUUAUGGAACUGGGACGACAAGCUGGUCAUUUCUGACAUUGACGGAACCAUCACUAGGUCAGACACACUGGGCCACAUCCUGCCCACUCUGGGGAAAGACUGGACCCACCAGGGGAUCGCAAGGCUCUACCACAAAGUCAGCCAAAACGGAUAUAAAUUUAUGUACUGCUCGGCGAGGGCCAUCGGUAUGGCGGACAUGACUCGAGGUUACCUGCACUGGGUCAACGAGAGGGGGACAAUGCUGCCGAUGGGCCCGGUGAUGCUCAGUCCCAGCAGUCUGUUUUCUGCAUUGCACAGGGAAGUGAUUGAGAAGAAGCCUGAGAAGUUCAAGAUCGAGUGUCUGACAGACAUCAAGCAACUAUUCUUCCCCAAUACGGAACCUUUCUAUGCAGCUUUUGGCAACAGAGCUACAGAUGUGUAUUCCUACAAGGAGGUGGGUGUGCCUCUCAACAGGAUCUUCACCGUAAAUCCAAAGGGGGAGCUAAUACAAGAACAUGCUAAAACCAACAUCUCCUCGUAUGGGCGCCUGUGCGAGAUGGUGGACCAUGUCUUUCCGGUCCUACUCCAAAAAGAUGGAAGCGACUUUCCACCUUCGGACACUUUUGACCAGCGUGAUUACUGGAGCGAGCAGCAUUCUGACGAAUGCAACCAGGACAAAGAAGAUGCGGACUCACCACUUCUGGAAAGCAGCUAA